This is a messenger RNA of Leptonychotes weddellii (Weddell seal), 2448 nucleotides long. Lineage: Eukaryota; Metazoa; Chordata; Mammalia; Carnivora; Phocidae. The record is from RefSeq and is a predicted model, not a curated record.
UUAUUGAACACCUACUAUGUGCCAAACAGUGUCCUGGGUGAACAAGACUCCCACCAGUAGAGGUUGUUCAAGGCAAUGGGAAUGAUUGAUACAAACCCCCAUGGAGCUGGGAGUCCAUGGGGGAGACAGGUAAUCAACAAAUAAAUCCCUCUCAACUAGGGCUUGAAGGAAACUUAAGCUACACCAACGUGUAGGGUCUUUUCACCAGGGUGAGCUGAUCUGUAUUUAGCCUUCAGACCUCUGCAGGUGGUCAGCAGGACCAGUCAUCGGCUACCAUGGCUCCCACUCGCUCUAGGUACCAAGAGGGAAGGAGCAGCCCAGAGUGGAGAGGGGACAGGACUUCCUCCCCAAGCCACCUGCUGAGACAGGGAAAGAGCUGUGGCAGGAGUCCCGACCCUUCCUCCCAAACACACACCUGCGGUUACAGAGGUGGGAUGUAUUACUGUUGCCCAGAGAGAGAGCGCGCGCCACCGGCGGCCACGAUGACCUCAGUCAGGUGUUAGAAAGGACCUCUCACGGGCUUUGGGCUGUGGCUGAGGCAUUUGUGGGGGUCUAAGGAACCUUGCUCUAGAUUGAAUGAUGCCAGAAAUCGGGGGCAAUUCUACGAGUAAAGAAGUAGCAGCCAUUCAAUUGGCAAGAGAGGAGGACGUUUGGCAUUGUGUGGGUGGCAAGUGGCUUUGGGCUAAGACUAGAUUAUGAAGUGCCCUCGCUGUGUCUCAUUUUGUCAGUCGCUUGCAGAGCAACUCUGUCUGAUGUUGGUGACGUGUAAAAUCAUUUAGGUCCAGCAAGAGAACAACACGGCAUAUCUGGGUCCGACCAGUUCCAGACGUAGGGGGCCGCUUUCUUCUUUCUCAAGAGGAACCCACAUUGACUAAAUCCUUGCCAGUGUUCAGAUUCCUGUUAAAUUCUUUCAAUGGCGAGUCUGACAAAUGUUGGCCCACCAAAUCUAGCCUGCUGCCUGCUUUUUGUGCAACCUGUGAGCUAAGCAUAGUUUUUAUAUUUUUAAAUGGCUGAAUAAAUCAAAAGAAGGAUAUGUUGUGACAUGUGAAAAUUAUAUGAUCUUCAAAGUUCGGUGUCCAAAAAUAAAGGUUUAGCCACACGUAUUCAUUUCUGUAUUGUCUAUGGCUGCUUUUGUGGCAGAGUUGAGUACGACAGAGACCACAGGGCCCCAAAGACUAAGAUAUUUACUAUCUGGUCUCUUACAGAAGAAAUUUGCCAGUCCCUGCUUUAAAUGGUGUCUUAAUCCAUUCAGUCUGCUAUAACAAAAACAGCAUAGAUUGAGCAUUUAUUUUUCAUAGUUCUGGAGGCUGGGAAGUCCAAGAUCAAGGUGCCAGCAAAUUUGCUCUCUGGUGAGGGACUGUUUCUCGGUUCAUAGAUAGCCAUCUUCUUGCUGUGUCCACACAUGGUGGGAGGAGGGGUAAGGGAGCUUUGUGAGGCAUCUUUUAUAAAGGCACACCUCCCGAAGUCCCCACCUCCUAAUACCAUCACAUUAGGGAUUAGGUUUCCACAUAUGAAUUUGGGGGGGACGCAAGCAUUCCGCCGAUAGCAAAUGGGUCAACUCCUUAGUCCUCUUGACAACCCUAGGAGAAUUAUUACUUCCAUUUUAUGAAUUAAAGAACUGAGGUACAGUGAGAUUAAGGGAUUUAUCUAAACCUGAGAAUAGGAACACUCCUAUCCAUUUGUUACAUUACACUAAAGACACCAUGCUCUUUCCUCCUAGCUGCUGUGCGGAGGAACGGCCUGCACCCCGUGCCCACGGAGAUGCAAUUUCUGGCCAGCCCAGAAGACAAAGACUGCCCUGAGGCCGACGCUCCAUUGGACCUUCUGGCAGACUGCAAGAAGGAGGAGGAAUAUCGCAGAAACAUCUGGAAGGGCUUUCUCAUCUCCAUCCCCUACUCGGCCAGCAUUGGGGGCACUGCCACCCUCACGGGCACGGCCCCCAACCUCAUCCUGCUUGGCCAGCUCAAAAGUUUCUUCCCACAGUGCGAUGUGGUGAAUUUCGGCUCCUGGUUCAUUUUCGCCUUCCCUCUCAUGGUGCUGUUCCUGUUGGUGGGCUGGCUGUGGAUCUCCUUCCUGUACGGCGGAAUGACCCUGAGGGGCUGGAGGGGGAAGAAAUCUGAGAUCAAAACUGAUGCAGAAGACAGGGCUCGCGCCGUGAUUCGGGAGGAAUUCCAGAACCUGGGACCCAUCAAGUUUGCCGAACAGGCCGUGUUCACCCUUUUCUGCAUGUUCGCCAUCCUCCUCUUCUCCCGGGAUCCGAAGUUCAUCCCUGGCUGGGCCAGCCUCUUCACCCCUGGGUUUCUUUCUGAUGCUGUCACCGGAGUGGCCAUUGUCACCAUCUUGUUCUUCUUCCCAUCCCAAAGGCCCUCUUUCAAGUGGUGGUUUGACUUUAAAGGUAAGGUGUCAGGGCUGGGGUCUCAGUGGGCUCAGUGAGGCUGUGACUCAGAG